CCACUGGCUUCCCCUCCCUUCCCCCAGGUAUAAGAACUGAGCUCAGGUGCGCUGGCCCCUCCUGUCCUGUCUCAGCAGCUGCCAGCAGGCGAGGCAUGAGCCACCAGCUCCUUUGAGACAAGCUGCAGGACACAGGAUUCUCCAGGGAGUGCACCCGGCACCAUGGGCCAGUGCGGAUCUGCCAACGCUGAGGAUGCUCAGGAAUUCAGUGACGUGGAGCGUGCCAUUGAGACCCUCAUCAAAAACUUCCACCAGUACUCCGUGGAGGGCGGGAAGGAGACGCUGACUUCCUCGGAGCUGCAGGACCUGGUCACCCAGCAGCUGCCCCACCUCAUGCCGAACAACUGUGGGCUGGAAGAGAAGAUCGCCAGCUUGGGCGGCUGCACUGACUCCAAACUGGAGUUUGGAAGUUUCUGGGAGCUGAUUGGAGAAGCUGCCAAGAGUGUGAAGCUGGAGAGCCCGUGCAGGGGGAGCUGAGACGCUUCUGCUUCUGGAGUGUGUGUGUGUGUGUGUGUGUGUGUGUGUGUGUGUCUGUGAGCCUGGAAAUAAAAGCUCUUCUCUGUACCACCGUCACCUUAUCACAGAGCCUACACUUCUCCUUGCAUGUGUCUCAGCACAGGGCCGGCUCUGCCUCCCCGGGGCUCUGAGUGCCCAUUCCUGGAGCCCAUGGGGCCCCGAGGAGUCCCACCAGAAGGAGGCUCCGGGGGCCAGGAGGGGUUGGGGCCAAGGAUGCAUAUUGAGGGAUAAGAAUGGUGUAAGGUCCAAGGAAAUUGGUAAUGGGGCAGAAAGCCUGGGUCUAAGGGGUGAUUUGAGGAGGGGCUGGGAACAGGGCUGUCUUCAUAUGAAUAUUUGAAACUCAAAAGUAUCUCCAAGCACCUGCCCCUCCUAGCCUCUCCUCCAGUUCCAGCCAUAGCUGUCUGUCUAGUGCCAUCUCUUCCUACCUCCAGCUCCACCCAGCCUCCGCCCAGGGCUCUGUCACACGGAGGCGAAGGGAAGGGGCGAGUAGGACUGGGGGCAGGGGGGAAUCUGAGAAAGCCAUGCCUGAAUUGUGACCUUGGGGUGGAGGGACCAGCUGGGUGCUUGGU
Messenger RNA from Echinops telfairi (small Madagascar hedgehog), 1085 nucleotides. RefSeq names its product S100 calcium binding protein A14 (gene S100A14). Bases 163 to 477 code for a protein of 104 amino acids. Lineage: Eukaryota; Metazoa; Chordata; Mammalia; Afrosoricida; Tenrecidae. Gene Ontology annotation, cellular component: perinuclear region of cytoplasm. The transcript is spliced from 5 exons. Gene Ontology annotation, molecular function: chemokine receptor binding. Gene Ontology annotation, biological process: positive regulation of granulocyte chemotaxis; response to lipopolysaccharide; positive regulation of monocyte chemotaxis. The record is from RefSeq and is a predicted model, not a curated record.